Messenger RNA from Geodia barretti, 1203 nucleotides. NCBI's taxonomy places the organism in Eukaryota, Metazoa, Porifera, Demospongiae, Tetractinellida, Geodiidae. The record is from the annotation of a GenBank genome assembly.
AUGCGUACCACUCGCCGGGGGGUUAAUUUCGGUGCCGAAACGGUAAUGGCCGCGGCGUCGUCUGGGGUUGAAGUCGUGGUCGAGGACCGAGAUGGAAGUGGGAAAGAAAGCCAUGAGAGGAAACAAGGUGUGUUAGUCGGAGAGCUCCCCGACCGUUUCAGUUUAGAGACGCCCCAAGAAGGCACGAAGGAGCAUAUGAACGUAGUUGAGCGUCACCUGGACGAGCUGACAUUCUGUGGCUCCACUAUCAACGACCUGGAGCUCCAGUUGAGCAGCGCUAGAGCCUCAUUUAGAAAAACGCUGGGAGAGUGCAAACUGCGACUGGAGGAGACACGGAAGAGACUAGGCUCAUGUAUUCCCAAGUCCCAGCCAUUCAUUGAAGUAUGGAGGAAGGCGAGACAGGUUCAAGAGGAGUCUAACAGGGCAGCUGCAAUGUUUGACAAGGCCAGCAGUCAGUACGCCGCAGCCAAGGAGAUGAUACGAGUGACAGAGGGCGAGUUGGCCAAUUCCCUCCCUGAGACCAGUGAAGAGGGGAAGGUAGUAGAUGAGUCAGUCAGUCAUGCACUCCUGGAAGUCCUGAACCAUGCUACAAGAAAGGUGGUUGGGACGGAGAAGGAGAAGAGGGAGAGUGAGGCUGAGCACCGCCGCGUCCUAGAUCGCUGCAAUGCAGUCCUGGAGGAGUACCGACUAAUAGAGAGGAAACUGAGACCUCACAUCAUCAAGUCUCGACCCUACUUCGAGGAGAGGUGGAGAUCGAGCCAGGAACUGAAUCAACUGAAGAGGCACAUCUCUGGUCUGGAAAGGGAAUUGCAGAAAACAAAGAAGAGAUAUGCGGAGACUCUGCGGAACCUCGACCGUCUGAACCACUCCCUGCACAGGCAGCGGCGUGCCAACAGCCUCAGCCCCAUUCCCCAGCAGUCCUCAGAGGUGGGUGGAGCCAACAGUGACUCGGAGAGUGUUCAGAGCUGGCAGGUUGUGGAGGGAGUUCAGUUCACCGGUUCCACUGGCUCUCUGCCUUCCAUUGGCAGCUCAGUGGCCGAGGAGAAAGAUGAGCAUCCUCACUCUCAACCGCCACAAGAUGAUGUGUCUGUCCCUGCCAUUAACGUUGUUGCUGACGACGAUGAACUCACUCAACUAGCAAGAGACUUUGUACAUCGUGCCCUCCGCUCUGCACUGACUAGACUAGCCAACCAGUCUUCGUAG